UUCUUCGUUAUGAAUCAUCAGCAGGUGGGCAAUAGAUGGGCCAUCCUGUAGUGUCGCUGUUGUUAUUUCUAUUGUGCUGCUUCGGACUUGCGGCUGCCAGAAACAGGAAAGAUGUUUACUAUGUGGACGAAGAGAGCGAGUCGGGACCAUAUCAGCCUUCUGAGAAGUGGACCCAACACCAAAAAAAUAGGCGAGAUGUGAAUAGAGAUACUGUCACGACGACGACGCACGAUGAUAGCAGAAAAAUCAGACGCCGAGCGAAGCGAAUCCCUGGAUGAACCGAUCGACGCUCUAUUGGACUUGGACGUCGACGAUUUCGAAGGACUUGAGCUUUGCUAAUACUGUACUACUCGAAAAAUGCUGAUGCAUCGCGAAUAAUACAUUCAUAUCGUGGCUUCGAAAUAAGAAA
Messenger RNA from Notodromas monacha, 409 nucleotides. The record is from the annotation of a GenBank genome assembly. Lineage: Eukaryota; Metazoa; Arthropoda; Ostracoda; Podocopida; Cyprididae.